Molecule: messenger RNA, 2971 nt
Organism: Limanda limanda (common dab)
Lineage: Eukaryota; Metazoa; Chordata; Actinopteri; Pleuronectiformes; Pleuronectidae
Gene: bcl11bb
Product: BCL11 transcription factor B b
Exons: 3
Coding region: 1-2532 (843 amino acids)
Biological process (GO): positive regulation of transcription by RNA polymerase II
Cellular component (GO): nucleus
Molecular function (GO): DNA-binding transcription factor activity; RNA polymerase II cis-regulatory region sequence-specific DNA binding
Source: RefSeq, a predicted model, not a curated record
AUGUCCCGCCGCAAGCAGGUGAACCCGCAGCACUUAUCGUUGACGCACAGGGAGACAGUUCAAGCAGAUGCCAAUCAUGACUCAGGAGCGGGAUCUCCAUCUCCAGAGCCGUCCACUCCCAGCCCUCGGCGGCUGGGCCCCGGGGAGCACGACCUGCUGACCUGCGGCCAGUGCCAGACCAACUUCCCUCUGGGCGACAUCCUUGUCUUCAUCGAGCACAAGCGCCGCCUGUGCCGGGGCCCCAGGAGCGGACCAGGGUCUUUCUCCAAACCAGGGGAGAGUGGCGGGGUCACAGGCAUUACCAUUUCUCCCAGGGCCAGGUCCCUGGAGCUGUGCAGAGGGUCCAUUCCAGUGGAGGUGGGCAUCCAGGUGGGCCCCAGUGGAGAGGUGGAUGUGGACAGGAGGCUGACGCCGGCCAAGGGACUCUGCCCCAAACAGGAGAGAGGAGGGAAAGAUGAGCCAUCCAGCUACAUCUGCACCACCUGCAAGCGGACCUUCACCAGCGCCUGGUUCCUGCUCCAGCACGCCCAGCACACCCAUGGCAUCCGCAUCUACCUGGACCACCACCCGGUCAACUGCUCCCUCACCCCCCGCAUGGCUCUGCCUCCGCCCCCCGGCCUCGAGGUCCUGCCGCGCUCACCUCUCCCGUCUUUCCUCGGCGACACCAACAACCCGUUCCACCUCCUCCGCAUGGCCGCGCCCCUGCUCAGGGAACACCUCCCUCCCCCGGGGUACAUGGAGACCCGACUGCCUGCGACGCCACCCUUUAUCAGCCCUCCACCUCCCCCAAGACUUCCUCUGGAGCGGCUCGGCCCAGAGGAGAUGGGGCUGCUGUCCCAGCACCCCAGUGCCUUUGAGCGGGUGAUGCGGAUGACCCCCAUGGAGCCCCCCUCCAUGGACUUCUCCCGUCGUCUGAGGGAACUGGCAGGCAACACAACCAAUAAUGGGGGGCCUACACCGCCUCUCUCACCCAACCGUGUGCCACACAUGCACCGCCUGCUAAGUCCCACACUUUUCCAGCCUGGCUCCAAGCCCCCAGCCUUUCUCACCUAUCCUCCGCAGCCGCCCACUCCCCAGGGGGCAAAUGGCUCCACCAGCCCUCCUGACAUCCAGGGUCAAAUCCAAGUCCCGGGAAAAUCCAAAUCCUGCGAGUUCUGUGGCAAGAUUUUCAAGUUCCAGAGCAACCUGAUCGUCCACAGGCGCAGUCACACCGGAGAGAGGCCGUACAAGUGUCAUCUAUGUGACCACGCAUGUUCCCAGGCAAGCAAGCUUAAAAGGCACAUGAAGACACACAUGCACAACAAGUCUGGGUCCAUGAGUGGCUCCCCAGAACAGGGAAAUAGAGGAGAGGGAGGAGAGGGUGAGGAGAAGGGUCGGGAGGGAGAUUCAAGUGUGAUGGGAAUGGACAAUGAGGAGGAGGAGGAGGAGGAAGAGGAAGAGGAGGAAGAGGAAGAAGAGGAAGAAGAGGAGGAGAUAAGGAAUGGAAGUCGGCCAGAUUCCAACUUAAGUGAGGACUCGCAGGAGUUCCGCCCGAAAUCGGACAAUGGUCCAAGACAGUCUCCUGAGGAGAAGACCAUGAGCAGGGACAGAGUAUGCGACAGUGGCGGUGUGGGCAUCAUGCACCCGUACAACCAUCUGGACAAUCACCUCAGACUUAACCCUAAUAAGAGAAGCCUGGAGAGACAACCUAAUGGAAAUGGUGGAGACCGGGGUGAAGUAGUGAGAGAAAGAGAGAACCAGAGGGAGCAGGAGAGAGAGCGAGAUGAGCAGGAGGACCAGAGGCCUGUGAUGAACGGCAGAAUUAGUGUCUCUGAAAUAGAUUCCUUCCCUGGGCUGUUUCAGCGUCGGCCCACCCCCAUCACCAGCCCGAACCCCUCCAACAACAAGAGGAUCAAGAUUGAGAAGGAACAGCUGGAGCUUCCCCCAACCAUACCGCUUAUCUCCCCUGAGAAUGUCUACUCUCAGCUCCUGGCUGGUUACGCAGCUUCACGCCACUUCAUCAGAGAACCCUUCUUGGGGUUCACUGAUUCCCGUCAGUCACCGUUCGCCACCUCCUCCGAGCACUCCUCUUCGGAGACAGGAAGCCUGCGCUACUCCACCCCGCCCGGUGAGCUGAUGGAAGGAGGGAGCGCCUCGGGCCGCAGCGGCAGCAGCACUCCUCACCUCCUGCGGGGUCCGGGACCGGGGAGGCCCCCGAGCUCCAAGGACAGGAGGAAUGACACGUGCGAGUACUGCGGCAAGGUGUUCAAGAACUGCAGCAACCUGACGGUGCACCGACGCAGCCACACGGGCGAGCGGCCCUACAAGUGUGACCUGUGCAGCUACGCCUGCGCCCAGAGCUCCAAGCUGACGCGCCACAUGAAGACCCAUGGGCAGUUUGGAAAGGAGGUGUACCGCUGCGACAUCUGCCACAUGCCCUUCAGUGUGUACAGCACACUGGAGAAACACAUGAAGAAGUGGCAUGGCGAACAUUUGAUGGCCAGUGAGGUCAAACUGGAGCAGGCGGACAGAGGUAUAGCCAGCGACCAUUAGUUAUACAGUCUUCAGUGUACACAAGAGAACACACACACACACACAAACACUUGUACACACACACACAUACACACACACACACACACACAAACAUACACAGACAGAGACACACAAAUGAAAUCCUUAUAACCACUUCUUCAGCUAUGGGGCUUGGCUGGAUUAUCUCUCUUUUAAAAAAAUUGAGACUGAUUGAUGUUCAUCUUUUUUUCUUGUCACAGAAACUGCCACCUGAGAAUAUAAACAAAGGGAAACUUUAAUGAGAACUUGUCCGGAAAGCCCAACUUGGUGUUUCCUGGCAAACUGUCUGAGGAUUUUAUCAGUUAGGAAUCCACGGAGCCUUUCUACUGUGCAAUAAUUUCUGUAUUUAUUGGAUUUUUGUAAUGAUAUUUGGCAUGUGCAGGUACAUCUUUGUGGGAUUUCAUAUGGAGUUAGUUUUGAA